Messenger RNA from Setaria italica (foxtail millet), 816 nucleotides. RefSeq lists its product as uncharacterized. The record is from RefSeq and is a predicted model, not a curated record. Bases 1 to 816 code for a protein of 271 amino acids. Lineage: Eukaryota; Viridiplantae; Streptophyta; Magnoliopsida; Poales; Poaceae. The transcript has 11 exons.
AUGUUGAUGAGGUUCGCCUUCAGCUCGAAGUUCACAUCCCCCAAGUCAAUAGCGGGCUACUUCAUUCCCAGUUGUUUCACUCGCCUCUUCGUCUCCCCGCUGCUCGUUGCUCUCUGCACCUCGCUCUCCUCUGAGAAGGGCAUCACCUUGAGCGCCAUGGAGGAGCCGGAGCCGGAGCUCGCGGUUCCCUGGUCACCGGCUGAUCCAUCGGAGCUUUCGCGGGCUCAGACGAUGGAGAUGGGACUCGGCGAUCUCAGCGCACAGCAGCAGUUCGGCCUCUCGAGUACCAUCGCCCCGCAGCCACCACUCCAGAUGAAAGUUUACCUAGCACAUGAUGAUGCAAUGAUGGACCGUCAGUUUGGUGAUACAGACUUGGCCAAAUGGAUAGCAAAGCUUCUGAAAAGUGGUGCUUCCAAUCCAUCUCCUUCGCCGGAGACGAAUAUCCAUCAUCAGAUGGAGGAUGAAGACGUGGAAGUGAAACUACUAUUGAGGGGACCCCAGGAUGAAUCGCAUCUACCGGCAGUGUUUGGUGUGCCACUUGAUCAUGCAUAUGAUAUACAUCAGUGGGAUGAUAAAUUUUAUUCAGUCGCCUGGGAUGAUGCCAGAGAAGCUGAGCCGAUACAUUUAAACCAUGAUAUCAAAGAUUACAUCGUCAUGCCAAGCUUGUUAGAUUUGGUACCGACGCAGGGCAGCUUAGGGGUAAAAGGCCAAACAAAAUGUCGCACAAGAAGCACAUAUUGGAAGGUGAAGUUGCAGUUCCCGACCCCUCUCUGGGUACUCCUCGUAUGGAAUCCCUUUCUUACACAGAAACCUUAG